Arachis stenosperma is the source of this 1239-nucleotide messenger RNA. Its product is annotated as delta(3,5)-Delta(2,4)-dienoyl-CoA isomerase, peroxisomal-like. The transcript has a single exon. The annotation marks the transcript as partial. Gene Ontology annotation, molecular function: delta(3,5)-delta(2,4)-dienoyl-CoA isomerase activity; serine-type endopeptidase activity. Gene Ontology annotation, cellular component: peroxisome. NCBI's taxonomy places the organism in Eukaryota, Viridiplantae, Streptophyta, Magnoliopsida, Fabales, Fabaceae. The record is from RefSeq and is a predicted model, not a curated record. Gene Ontology annotation, biological process: proteolysis.
UUACCCUUAUCUCCACCACCACACCACCUCCUUCACCCAAUCAUCUUUCUAACCCUAACCCUCUUCACCCAGCCACCACCCCUCUUUCCCUUUUCAAUCUCAAAUUCCACCACCACCUUCUUCACCCAACCACCACCCUCUUCACUCAACCACCACCCUUCUUUUCCACCACUGCUCCAAUGGCUCCUUGCCACAUCCUCCCCUCUUUCAUCCUCACAGUCACAGCAACACUUGCUGCCGCUUCGCCGGAGAAGAAGAACACCUCGGCAGAGAGAGUUGAGAUCGCGACCUCGACCCUAUUCCUCCCAACUGGAAAGGAAAAUUAAGGAAAUCAAUGGCGGAGGAGAAAUACAAACCCUAGAGGUAGUAGAGAAGAACCCCAAAUUAGGGGUAUUCCACCUUUACUUGAAUCGUUCGAGACAACGCAACGCUCUGACGCAUGAUUUCUUCACUGCGUUCCCCAAAGCCCUGUAUGCCCUGGACCACAACCAUGACGUCAACGUCAUCGUGUUAUCCGGCGCCGGUGAUCACUUUUGCUCCGACAUCGACAUUUCCCAGUUGAAAUCUAUCACGCAGUCCUACCACGAUGCCGGGGAAAGUCUCCGUCGGCAGAUCCUGGCGAUGCAAGAUUCUGUCACAGCGUUGGAGCGAUGCCGAAAGCCAGUGAUUGCUAGUAUCCAUGGCGCUUGCAUCGGUGGUGCAAUUGAUAUCGUGACAGCCUGUGACUUAAGGUAUUGCACGGAAGGCGCGUUCUUUUCGGUGAAGGAGGUUGAUUUGGCCCUGGUUGCUGAUCUCGGCACUCUUCAGAGACUGCCAUUAAUUGUUGGCUACGGUAACGCCAUGGAGUUGGCCUUGACAGCUCGCCGAUUUUUCGGUUCCGAGGCUAAGCAGUUGGGCCUCGUUUCUCGCGCUUUCCCUUCCAAAGAUGACCUCGAUCAAGCUGGCAGCUGCGUCGCUGGAAGGGACUUCCCCGCCGCCUUGUGCAACCGAAAGAUUAUUGGAGCUCGCUACUUCUCCGCCGGCUAUGAGGCCACCAAUGGCAAGAUGAAUGACACCCUUGAGUACCGUUCUCCCAGGGACUCCGAUGGCCAUGGCACCCACAUCGCUUCCAUCAAGAUUGAGAGAGAGAGAGGAAGGGAGAGAAGAUGAUAGUGGUAGUGGUGGAGAGAGGGGUAGUUUAGGGAUUUUAAUUAAUUUUUUAGGGUUUGGAUAAUUUUGCUUGUAAAAAUUAUAUUUCAU